Hirundo rustica (Barn swallow) is the source of this 3521-nucleotide messenger RNA. Its product is annotated as trifunctional purine biosynthetic protein adenosine-3-like. NCBI's taxonomy places the organism in Eukaryota, Metazoa, Chordata, Aves, Passeriformes, Hirundinidae. Gene Ontology annotation, cellular component: cytosol. Gene Ontology annotation, molecular function: phosphoribosylamine-glycine ligase activity; metal ion binding; ATP binding. The record is from RefSeq and is a predicted model, not a curated record. The coding region runs from base 185 to 3280 and encodes 1031 amino acids. The transcript is spliced from 23 exons. Gene Ontology annotation, biological process: adenine biosynthetic process; 'de novo' IMP biosynthetic process.
GAUCCUUCCCUGGCAGGGGAUAUAAAGCCGCUCUUGCAUGGGAUCCCAGCGGAGAUCCGAAAGCAUUUGGAUCUGAAGCAGGAACUGGAGGAAGAACCUUCUGGAGGACUCCUUAGCUUUUUGUGCGGGCAAACAGCAGGGUCUGACACGCGGCGCUCCAAGGGCCGCAGUGCUCCCCAGAGCCAUGGCUGAGCGGGUGCUGGUCAUCGGCAGCGGAGGCAGGGAGCACGCCCUGGCAUGGAAGUUGGCCCAGUCCCCGCACGUCAAACACGUGUUUGUGGCUCCAGGAAACGCAGGGACAGCUGACAACGGAAAAAUCUCCAAUUCAGCUGUAUUAGUGAGCAAUCACACUAUUGUUACCCAGUUCUGCAAAGAUCAUAACAUUGGGCUUGUCAUAGCUGGACCAGAAGCUCUCUUGGCAGCUGGCAUCGUCGAUGACCUGCGGGCAGCAGGAGUUGGGUGCUUUGGGCCCUGUGCCAGGGCAGCCCAGCUGGCAUCCCACAGCAGCUCCAGCAAAGCCUUCCUGGAUCGCCACGGGAUCCCCACGGCGCGCUGGAAAGCCUUCAGCAACCCGCAGGAAGCGUGCAGGUUCAUCACCAGCACAGAUUUCCCUGCACGGGUGGUGCGGGCGCGGGGUCCAGCGGCCAGGAAAGAAGUGACCAUUGCAGCCAGCAAGGAGGAGGCCUGCAGAGCUGUCCAGGAGAUUAUGCAGGACAGAAUGUUUGGAGACAUGGUUGUUAUUGAAGAACUCCUUCAAGGGGAAGAACUUUCUUGCUCCUGUUUCACGGACGGUGUCACCGUGGCCUCCAUGCCCCCGGCUCAGCCCCACAAGCGGCUGCAGGACGGGGACCGGGGUCCCACCACGGCGGGGAUGGGAGCCUAUUGCCCCGUGCCUCAGGUUCCAGAAGCUCUCCUAGAGCAAAUCAGGGGUGCCAUCCUCCAGCACGUCGUGGACAGCUUGAGACAAGAAGGAGCAGCCUACGUAGGUGUGCUGCAAACAGGUUUGAUGCUGACCAAAGAGGGGGUGAAGAUUUUAAACUUCAAAUGCCAGUUUGGGGAUCCCCAGUGUCAGGUGAUUCUCCCUCUGCUUAAAAAUGAUUUUUAUGAGGUGAUCCAAGCAACAAUGGAUGGCAAACUCUGCAGCUGCAUGCCAGCCUGGUCGGAGAACAGAAGCGCUGUGUGCGUGGUCAUGGCCAGCCCAGGAUACCCAGGGGACUCUGACAAAGGCAUGGAGGUCACAGGGCUCCCGCAAGCCGAGCAGCUGGGGCUGCAGGUGUUCCACGGGGGCACGGCACUGAGGGACGGCAGGGUGGUGACGAGUGGUGGCAGAGUCCUGUCCGUCACUGCUGUCAGGCAGGACCUGAUGGAAGCCGUGGGAGAAGCCAACAGAGGUGUGGCCACCAUCCACUUCCAGGGGGCCACCUUCAGGAGGGACAUCGGGCACCGGGGCCUGCGGCUGCUCCAGCAGCCCCUGGCCCUGGUGUACAAGGACAGGCAGGUGGCAGCUGGAACCAGGGACCUUUGGAGCCAUCUGCCGCAAACAGCAGCUCGGAGAGGCGCCAGGGCAGGAGGUCGCUCAGAAGGAGGAGGCUUUGCUGCUUUCUUUGACCUGAAGGCGUCUGGUUAUGAUGAUCCCAUCCUGGUGACCCAGACCAAGAGCCUUGGGCCCAAACUGCAGCUUGCCCAGGUCUGUAAAAGACACGACACCAUCGGGCAGGACCUGGUGGCCCUGUGUGUCAACGACCUCCUGGCCCAGGGGGCUGAGCCCCUCUUCUUCCUCAGCCAUUUGGCCUGUGGCAAACUCGACGCUGAAGUGCUGGAAACAAUCAAAGAAGGAAUAGCUGAGGCGUGCAGGAGUGCAGGCUGUGCUUUCCUGGGCGCGGAGGUGACGGAAGCGGCGGCUCCGUGUCCCUCUGGGCACUGUGACCUGGCCGGGUUCGCGGUGGGCGCGGUGGAGCGCGGCCAGCGGCUGCCGGGGCUGCAGAGAGCUGAGGAGGGGGACGUGCUCCUGGGGCUGGGCUCUGCCGGCAUCCACGGCCGCGGCUUCGGCGUCGUGCGCAAGAUCCUCCUGACGUCCUCGCUGCACUGCUCCUCGCCAGCCCCGGGCAGCUGCGGGCACAGCACCCUGGGAGAUGUUUUGCUGACCCCAGGGAAAAUGUUCAGCCCAGCUCUGCUGCCCGUCCUCCGCUCGGGGCAUGUGAAGGGCUUUGCCCCCACGGCUGAGGGGCUCCUGGGGGGCAUCUCCAGGCUCCUGCCCGAGCACAUCAGCGCCGUCCUGGAUGCUCUCAGCUGGAAGAUCCCUGAAAUUUUUUGCUGGCUCUACAAGGAGGGGAACCUCUCUGCAGAGGAGAUGGCUCAGACCUUCCCCUGUGGGAUCGGGGCCGUCUUGGUCGUGCAGAAGGAGCUGGCCCAGCACGUUCUCCAGGACAUCCAGAGGCAGCAGGAGGCCUGGCUGAUUGGGAAGGUGGUUGCCCCUUGUCACACAGCAGGUUCUCACAUUGAAGUGGAGAAUCUUGCAGAGGCCCUGCAGCUCAGCAGCCCCCAGCAGCUGCUGAACGACAGCACUGCCCAGAGCCAGCCCAAGAAGAGAAAGGUGAAGGUGGCUGUCCUUGUCUCUGGAGCAGGCAGGGCCCUGCCUGCGCUCAUCGGCUCAGCGCGGGAGCCGGGCAGCUGCGCCCAGCUGGUGCUGGUCAUCUCCAACAGACCCGGAGUGCAGGAGCUGUGCAGCGCCGCCCGCGCGGGCAUCCCCACCAGGGUGAUUGAUCACAAAUUGUACGGGAGCCGCUCGGAAUUCGACAGCACCAUCGACCGAGUCCUGGAGGAAUUCUCUGUGGAGCUGAUCUGUCUGUCAGGAUUCAUGAGAGUUUUGUCCAGCCCUUUUCUCCGAAAAUGGAAAGGGAAAAUUUUGAAUGCUUCUCCAUCACUUUUUCCACUCGUCAAGGAUGGAAAUGCCCAUCAAGAGCCCCUGGAAAGUGGAUUCAAAGUCGCAGGCUGCACUGUGCAUUUUGUCCUGGAGGAGCCGAGCGCCGCGGCCGCGAUCCGCCGGGAGCCGCUGCCGGGGGACUCGGAGGCGGCGCUGGAGGAGCGGCUGCAGGAGGCCGAGCUCCGAGCCUUCCCCACCGCCCUGCAGCUCGUGGCCAGCGGGGCCGUGUGGCUGGGAGCCCAUGGAAGGACCUGCUGGAGGCGAGAGAGCCAAAGGCUCAGCCCGCAGGAGGAGCACGGACACGAAGCGUCCUCUGCGGAGCCUCAGGAACACGAGGGGCUCUGGGGAGGUCCUUGAGGGGCUCGGGCUCUGCUCAUGGCCCCUCCUCUCCCCUUCUGCUCCGUGUGCUUCUCUCGGAUGUCUCGGUAUCCCAAGUUUCCAUUCCCUGCCUUUUCCCUGAGCUCACAGCUUUCGUUACACCCCCUCGGAAAAUCCAUGGUGGGAGCCAGGCUGGCUUGUCAGGUUUGGAAUUCCUUUGUUCUGUUUUUAAACCUGUAAAGGAGGAAAUGUGUUACAUGGACGGGGCUCGAGCUGUAAA